UUAACACCCUCCCAAUACCCCACCAUCGCUAUCGCUAUCACAAUCACAAUAAUAAUCCCUUGUACUUCACCUUCCUCCUAUAAACCCUUUUCCCAUCUUCAACAUUAUUCCCACCUCAUUCUUUCCAAAUUCACAUUCACACGUUUAGUAUUUCACCUUUCUGUUCAGAAAUCUUUGUGGGUUUGGUUGAUUAACACCGUACAGUAAGAAAAGCUUCGAUCUUUAUUAGUGUUCUUAUCAUAUACCAUAGUUUUGAGAUCAUUGACAGUGAAAUUCCAUCAAAAUUUCAUCUGGGUGUUAUUAAUUUUAGCUGGUAGUUAAGGGUUUCUGUUAAAAAUCUGAUCUUGAUGAUGGAUUUUGGUGGGUUGAUGCUAGGGUUUUAUUAGGGUUUACUGUUUCUGAUAAAUUUAUAGCAUAUGGGUUUGUUAAGCAUUGAUUAGAUUCAAGAUUUUGUGAGUUUAUUUGGUGAUAUGUAAUAUGGGGUCAUCAGGUUUUGGCUCAAUAUGUAUGAUAUACUCUGUAGUGGCUUUAAGUUGUGGAACUUUAAUGAUGUUUUAUAGCCAUGAGGUGUUUGCAUUCAGUCAUGGGAAUGAAAUUGCAAUUAAGUUGUUGGGAUCAACACCACAUGAUCAGUUGUUGAUCAAGACGUCUGAUUCGUUCUCCGGGUUGCUUUUGUUUGCUGUUGGGAGUCUGUUGUUCAUGGUGGCAUUUGUGAAGGAUAGGGAGUUUCAGAGCUUUUUUGCUAAAGGGUGUGUGCUUCUUCACAUUGCCAUGGCGAUUUGGAGGAUUUAUUUCGAGAGGAAGCUUGAAGAACUUGGUCGCGAUUGGCUCCGGCUGGUUGUUGGGGAUUUUGUUUUGGCGAUUUCGUGGGUACUGUUUCUUGUGUGUGGUUGGAGAGAAAAGUACGAUUAGACAAACACGCAACCGAUUCAUGACUCGUUCCUUGUUCUUGGAUUGAUAUAAGAGUCGUUGUUGGAUUGAUAUAAGAGUCGUUGUUGGAUUGAUAUCGCAGGUUGUGUGAUCUGUUUUGGUGAUUAAUGGAGGCUGUGAAGGGGUUUUUUCUUGUUUAAUUGUAGGAGCAAUGCACAUAUAUUCAUGAUUGUGAUUAGUAAAUGAUUGGGAGUUUUUCAAAUUUGCUUUCUCUGUUAUCUUUUUUUCAUGUUUAUAAAGAAAACUUUUGAUCUUAUUGUC
This is a messenger RNA of Helianthus annuus (common sunflower), 1191 nucleotides long. RefSeq lists its product as uncharacterized. The transcript has a single exon. Gene Ontology annotation, cellular component: membrane. The record is from RefSeq and is a predicted model, not a curated record. Bases 478 to 912 code for a protein of 144 amino acids. NCBI's taxonomy places the organism in Eukaryota, Viridiplantae, Streptophyta, Magnoliopsida, Asterales, Asteraceae.